AUGCGUGUGAUCUCAACUGCUGAUGGUAAACAAGUUCAAAGAAUUAGCGGUGAACAGCGAUCAGAGUCCUACACCAGUUCCCGACCAUCUGAGGCCAGUGAACUGGGUCACACAUUGACAAAGCUGUUGACAGGAUCCUUGUCUAAAUCCUCUUUGAACACUUACCAACGGCCGUGGGCAGUUUUCGCACAGUUUUCUGCCAACACUUUUCAUACAAAAACAGAAAUCCCAAUUUCGCCUGACACUUUAGCACUGUUUGUAGCUUACUUAUCAGAUAGUGGGUAUGCGGCAUCUACAGCCUUAACAUAUAUUUCAGCCAUAGGCUAUGUGCACCGCUUGUCUUCUCUACCGGACCCUUCAAAAUCAGAGCUCAUAAGACUUGCUUUAAGAGGCUAUGCUAAGCAAAAGACCCCAGGGGACGCUAGACUUCGCAUCACAUUACCAAUUCUGGAACAACUGUUAUCAGCCUUUGAUCACACCAUAUCUUCUACUUAUAAAGGAAAUUUAAUGAAAGCCAUGUCAGUCACAGCCUUUUUUGCCGCUCUUCGAAUAGGCGAGAUAACAAUCAGAAACCCUACAUGUGUCAGAAACCUCAUCCAACUUGACCAGAUAUCAUUCAAGAGGAACCGGCUAGGUCAGGUGGAAGCCAUGCAAUUAUCGAUGAAAUUCUUUAAACACAGUGACACCUCAUGUCCGGUUGUCCUGUCAAUAUGUCCUGAAAAACCGGUAUGUCCUCUGUCCAUAUUAGCCCUGUACCUUUCACUAAGGGGAUACACAAACGGGCCCCUGUUUUGCUGGCCCGACAACUCGCCUGUACGCAGACAAUUUUUUGUUAAUGCCUUGAAUAAUGCCCUCGGAUUUUGUGGCCUUGAUCAUAAGGACUACAAAACACAUAGCUUCAGGAUCGGAGCAGCCUCAUGGGCAGCUGAAAAAGGGAUGUCAGAUUCCAAGAUAAAACUAUUUGGAAGAUGGAAGUCUAGCGCCUUCGUGCGCUAUAUUCGAACACCAACUCUCGGAUCAGCUUAG
Actinia tenebrosa (Australian red waratah sea anemone) is the source of this 1026-nucleotide messenger RNA. RefSeq lists its product as uncharacterized. The record is from RefSeq and is a predicted model, not a curated record. NCBI's taxonomy places the organism in Eukaryota, Metazoa, Cnidaria, Anthozoa, Actiniaria, Actiniidae.